AUGUCAAAGGACUGGCACUCCGGACACUUCUGCUGCUGGCAAUGCGACGAGUCACUGACAGGACAACGAUAUGUCUUACGAGACGACCACCCUUACUGCAUCAAGUGCUACGAGCAAGUAUUCGCAAACACAUGUGAUGAGUGCUCUAAAGUUAUCGGCAUUGAUUCAAAGGAUCUGUCGUACAAGGAUAAGCACUGGCAUGAAGCUUGUUUCUUAUGCUCCAAGUGUCGAGUUUCUUUAGUAGACAAGCAGUUUGGAAGCAAGGCUGACAAGAUUUACUGUGGUAAUUGUUACGAUGCUCAAUUUGCUUCUCGCUGUGAUGGAUGUGGCCAGAUCUUCAGAGCAGCUACUGUCGUAAGUUACGGAGUGCCCCGUGCCGUAACCCGCGAGACUAAUCGCUCGAGAUUGGAGUUAUUGCGGCUCGCUCGCUCUCUGCAAACAUUAGGGCUUGUUUUCUUCUCUCCGCUCCAGCACUGA
Molecule: messenger RNA, 477 nt
Organism: Nezara viridula (southern green stink bug)
Lineage: Eukaryota; Metazoa; Arthropoda; Insecta; Hemiptera; Pentatomidae
Source: the annotation of a GenBank genome assembly